CGAGAAGUUUUUAUAUUAUUUAAAAACAUAAGCACGGAUCAACACGCACCCCAAAAACUCGAAGAAUGGUUUUCUACAAAGUUUAAAGAACGAUAUAAACUUUCCUCGCACGAAUGGGACUACGUUGACCCCAUAUUAAACGCGCGAAAAUGUAUUAUAGAGAUGGCCGUAGAAAAUUUUGAAACUAAGAAACUUUGCAACUGUUUAUAUCAGCACUUGUGGUUUUAUGCAAAACUUGCUAGAAAAGCUAAUAAAUACCAUAUUGCCCACAAAGUUCUUUCAGAAUGUUUGUACUCGUGUGAGUUGUUUUCUUGUAAAGACAUUGAAAAGACUUCUUCAGUUGUUUUUGACCUCCAAAUAGAAAAAGCCCGCGUGUUUUGGGAUGAGGGCCUUAAAGAAGUCGCCAUCACUUCUGCAAAAACCUUAAUGGAUUUUUAUAAAGAAACUGAUAGCCUCCUAAGCGAUCGUUAUGGAAAAUUACUCUUUUUAUAUGGAAAGUGGAAUGCAGAACUUUCCUCUCAAAGCCCAAACUUUAUCAUUGAAUUGUAUAAACAAUCAACCCUGUUUGCCUCGGAAUGUAAAAGUUCCUACAGAUUUAAGGCAAUGGCGGCUUUGGCAACAUAUAGCGAUCAUCAUUAUCAAACUCUGAGAACCAAGCUCUCCUCUCCUGAAUGGGAAGCUGCAGAAGAGCUCCGGAAGAAAACUUUGGAAGAAUAUCAGCGCUGUAAAAGUUUGGCGCUAGCUCCGAAGAUAACCAAUGAUAAACAAUGGCUAAGAGAACAACAGGAGCUUAAACGCCACACGCACUUUCUAAAAAAACAAGUUGAAUCGGAUACUGAAGAAGUGAAUCGCUUGAAACUUCAACUGCAACUAUUUUUAUCGUUGGCUUUGCAGCACUAUUUGGGCUGCCUCCAAAAUGCGUCUAAAGAAUUUGAUCCCUCUGUGUUUCGAUUCAUUUCUGUUUGGUUUGAUAAUACAGAAAAUGACGCAGUUUUGAGCAUAAUUGAGGACGGGUUGCGCGGUGUUCCCACAUUUAAGUUUAUACCACUCUUGUACCAGCUUGUCGCACGUGUGUCCUGCGAGAAAAAUUCAAAGUUCCAGAAUAUACUUCAAUGCUUAAUAGCAAAGAUUUGCAUUGACCAUCCGUUUCAUACAACUUAUAUCAUCUUAAGUUUAUCAAAGUCGUAUGAAAACGAAAAGGCUGCUGCCGCUCUAUCAAUUCUCAAUCACAUCCGCCAACACUCUAAAAUUAACAGUUAUGUGGAGAGCAUCUCGAAAUUGUGCGAGGCGUACAUCGAAUUGGCUAAAGUCGAAACUCCUAAGAAAACCCCACGUAAUAAACUUUUGAAAAUAUCGGACAGAAGCCAAAUGCUUUUGAAUAUGGACUUUCACACUGUUGCUGUCCCCACGCACCCUCUGCCGGUUUCCCUUAACGCCCAAUACGAAAAUAUCACGGGGAUUCAUAAGUUUGAAGAAACUUACUUUGUUGUCGGUGGUUUAACUUUACCAAAAAUUAUUAACUGUAUUGGCACCAAUGGCAUUGUUUAUAAACAGCUAGUAAAAGGCCAUGAUGAUUUAAGGCAGGAUGCUGUUAUGCAGCAGGCCUUCGCCGUCUUCAAUUCGAUCCUCAGCAGUAAUAAAAUAACAAGAAAAAGAAAAUUACAGGUACGCACAUAUGUUGUGCUGCCACUAAACCAGAACUGCGGAGUGAUGGAAUAUGUCCAGAAUACUAUCCCUCUUGGCGAGUACUUAGUCGGGACUACCAUAAAAGCUUAUUCACAUUUAUAUUUACUGUUAUAUAACGGUGCUGUAAAGACUCCCGAGUCUCCUAUGUCCGCACAUGAACGCUACCAUCCUAAUGAUUGGUUAAGUUCAGAGUGCAGAGAACGAAUGAAAAAGAGUGAAGUUGUCUCUCAGUUGGAGACGUAUCGUCUUAUAACCGAACACUUUAAACCUGUGUUCAGACACUUUUUUUAUGAGAACUAUUUGCAACCGUCCGUUUGGUUCCACAAGCGCUUGGCUUAUACCAGAAGUGUCGCUGCCUGGUCUAUGAUUGGCUACGUCUUGGGACUAGGCGACCGUCAUAUUCAGAAUAUUCUCAUCGAUUGCGAGACGGCUGAGCUGGUUCAUAUCGACUUUGGAAUUGCAUUUGAUCAGGGAAAGCUGCUUCCUUACCCCGAAUUGGUUCCUUUUCGCUUAACACGUGACGUCGUGGAUGGAAUGGGCCUUCCCGGAGUCGAGGGGGUUUUUCGUCGCUGCUGCGAAGAAACUCUCCGCUUGUUAAGAAAUAACCACGAGUCUCUCUACACAAUUUUGGAAGUGUUUAUUCACGAUCCCUUGCACAAAUGGACUAUCAGCCCGAAAGCACUUAGUAGACAGAGACAUGAUCGGGGCUUUAGGGAAAACGAAGCUAUCAACUAUAAUCAGAAUAGUACUACUUCGACUGUAAAUUCCAAACAAGGGGAAAGAGUACUUUAUCGCUUAAAGGAAAAACUCAAUGGCAUCGAAGACGGGAAUUCGUUGAGCGUGCAAGGCCACGUCAACCAUCUCAUUCAGGAAGCAAUGAGCGAAGACAAUUUGGCGCGCCUUUUUUGUGGUUGGCAGGCGUGGGUUUGACGCAGGAGCACCAUCAUUUCAAGACUUUACAGCUGAAUUCACAUAAUUAUAAGAUGUUUUUUUCAAUAAUCCAGUUUAAUAGUAUAUUACACCAAGUCCACUUUAGAAUAGAGAGCUGCGUGUGUCUUUAGAUCAAU
Molecule: messenger RNA, 2753 nt
Organism: Zophobas morio
Lineage: Eukaryota; Metazoa; Arthropoda; Insecta; Coleoptera; Tenebrionidae
Product: serine-protein kinase ATM-like
Exons: 34
Coding region: 163-2616 (817 amino acids)
Biological process (GO): DNA repair
Molecular function (GO): protein binding; protein serine/threonine kinase activity
Source: RefSeq, a predicted model, not a curated record